AUGGCAUCCAGCAAAACCAACCAAAGAGGUUACCGUUCGCUGGCUCUUCUCGAACAGAAAGGUGCAUCUAUUGUACACGGUCCCUCUCAAGUGCGGGCACAAGAAUCGACGUUUGGACGGACUCUCCGAAAACAAGCGAUCGAGCGACCCAAUGGACUCUUUGUAGAAUCCCACCACCAAAACAGGAGUCUGACCUACUCUGAGGCUGAUGAUCGAACGGACAACCUGGCUCGAGGCCUUUCUGUGGCACUAGGCGUGAAGAAAGGCGACAGAGUGGCCAUCAUGGCUGGAAACGAGAUUGAAUAUAUCGAGGUCUUCUUCGCAUGCACGAAACUCGGCGCAUUCUGCACGUUGACCAACUAUGCAUACAACGAACAGGAGAUGCACAGUGUUCUCUCCUCAAUCGGUGCCUCGGUUCUGAUCACGCUCCCUUUCUUCGGCCGGUACGACUACAGGCCAUGGCUACCGCGGCUUAAACUCAAUAUCCCGAGCUUGAAGCACACGAUAUUAUUCCACGAUGACCAACGUCAACGAGAGGAAGCCGUCCAUUACGAAGACAUAAUCGCAGCAGGGUCAAAGUCCACCUUGGAUCUGCUCGGAGUAGAAAAAACCCUCAACGCUGGCGAAGUGAUCAACCUCCAAUUCACCAGCGGCUCCACGGGGAUGCCCAAAGCAUCGGCGCUGACACAUCGCGGCCUUCUGCACUGCGGAAGACAUAUUGGCGACACGAUGUAUCUUCAACCUUCGGACAAGAUCUGCCUUCCCGUGCCGUUAUUCCACAGCUUUGGGAUUGUCAUCGGUGUUGCUGCGGCACUUGUGCGCGGCGCGUCGGUCGUGCUUUGCGGAAGCACAUUCAACGUUGAAACCACACUCACAAGUGUCUCCAAGUACAAAUGUACGGGCAUAUAUGGUGUCACGACCAUGUUCGCUGCGGAGAUGAACCAUUCGAAUUUUGCUUCAUAUGACCUGUCGAGUCUUCGAUUCGCCAUCUUGUCGGGAUCUGCAGUCUCGGAGACCUUGAUGCGUAAGGUCUGGGCGGCGUUUGGUCUCACACAGACUCACACAAACUGGGGAAUGACGGAAGCUGGUUCGAUAGUCACGAUGACGAGAGACACGGACAGCAUUCGCCAGCGGACGCUUACAUCUGGCCGACUGUUUCCCGGAUUUUCCGCUAAAAUUGUCGAUCCGACGACCAACACAGUCGUCUCAAGAGGAAGAAAAGGUGAAAUAGUACUGAGAGGCCCAGGGGUCCAGGCAUGUUAUUAUUCAAACCCUAGGAAAACUGCUGAGUCACAUGUCAUCCCACAAGAAGACGGGUUAGAAUGGUUCCACACAGGCGAUGAAGGCUUCAUCAGCACCGACGGGUUCUUCACCAUCACGGGACGGAUCAAAGACAUGAUCAUUCGGGGAGGCGAAAACAUCAGUCCCUUGGAGAUUAAAGCGCGCCUGGCAGCUCAUCCUUCCAUAGCUCAGAGCGCCGUUAUCGGGGUCCCCGAUGAAAAGUACGGCGAAGAGGUUUGCGCAUUCAUAGAGGCACGGCCGGAGGCGGAAAUCCCAGCCGACGACGAGGUCAGAUCAUGGGUCCGGGAGAAAUUGGCACAUUUCAAACAGCCCAAGUACAUAGUAUGGUUGGGAUCUCGACCACAAUUUCAAGUCUGGCCUAAGACAGGGACUGGUAAACUGCGAAAACCGGACUUGCGACUUAUCGCUGCUAGGCUAUUCGAACCUCACAAGAGCAGACUGCAGUCUAAUUUGAUGGCUGAGACUCGUUUGUAG
Messenger RNA from Exophiala aquamarina CBS 119918, 1776 nucleotides. RefSeq lists its product as uncharacterized. The coding region runs from base 1 to 1776 and encodes 591 amino acids. Gene Ontology annotation, biological process: fatty acid metabolic process. The record is from RefSeq and is a predicted model, not a curated record. Lineage: Eukaryota; Fungi; Ascomycota; Eurotiomycetes; Chaetothyriales; Herpotrichiellaceae. The transcript has a single exon. Gene Ontology annotation, molecular function: medium-chain fatty acid-CoA ligase activity.